AUGUUUGAUCCGCUAGAUUUGUAUACUGCGGAGGAGGAAAAGCCUUUUAAGAUUAGUAGGCUCGUGGAGGAAAGACUUGGGGAAGCUUCUGUUAAUUGCCAAAAAUAUAACGAUCAAACUGAUGAGAAUGAGGAUGAGGAUUACGAAAGUAUACUUCUAGAUGUUCUGGACCUUCCCUCUAUUCAAAUAGCUACGCCGAAGGCUAUUCUGUGUGUUUUACUGCUUUUACAGCCUAGUAAUCAAGUGAACUUUGAAGUUGAAGCUUUGGAGCAGGAUAUCUCAGUGGAUCGAAUUUGCAGCGAAAAAUGUAUACCUUCUGAGUGUUUAAAGAGGCUUGUAGGCUACUAUAACGAAUUGUGGAAAAAUCAUCGCUUGAAUACAGCUUCCAAGGUGUGCAGUAGAAUACCUAUUUUGGCGCAAACGCAGGGCCCUUCGAUGCUCAAGUAUUAUACAUCGGUUUUGAAACAUUUUGAAAAUUCGGACUGCCCAUUGCGUGAUGAAAUCCUCAAGCAGGUGAGCUUGAGAAUCGCUGAGAAUUGUGGUCGUACCGCUCAACCUGCAAUGUCUAGAAAGUUCACAUUUGAAGGGCUACCGAGCCCGAUUGAGAUCUACGAACCCUCAUUGACCGCAGACAAUUUGGGUUGGAAAACCUGGGGAGCGUCUUUCAUUCUGUCUCAAAAACUCAUCAACGUGUUGGCUGAGUCUACGUUCAAUUUCAAGCCCAGAGUUCUUGAAUUAGGUUCCGGAACUGGGCUAGCUGGUAUAUCAUGGUUAUGCAAAUGGGUUCAGAAAUAUGGAAAUGGACAUACCGAGAUUUUCUUAACAGAUCUGCCGGUCAUCGUUGCAAAUUUACAAAAGAACGUCGAAGUAAACAAGGUUGAAUCUUUUGCAACGGUUAGCGCGCUAGAUUGGACAGAUCCGACCGAUUUUAUCAACUCCUACACAGAUGAUGAGUUUGACAUUUUGAUCGUAUCCGACCCAAUCUAUUCUCCAAACCAUCCAGAGUUAGUUGUCAAUAUGAUAAAGAAAUUUCUGUCGUCGCAAGGCCAAUGCUACUUAGAGAUCCCUUUGAGACCUAGGUAUGCUGCCGAGAGGAAACGAUUACGACAGCUACUGAGUGAUAACGGUUUCAAGAUCAUCAAAGAGGAGGUUGAUCAAGGCAUGGAAGAUUGGGGGAUGGUCGACUACUUGUUCCUUGAAAUUGUCAAAAAAUGCUAA
Messenger RNA from Torulaspora delbrueckii, 1218 nucleotides. RefSeq names its product S-adenosylmethionine-dependent methyltransferase (gene EFM2). The record is from RefSeq and is a predicted model, not a curated record. The transcript has a single exon. The coding region runs from base 1 to 1218 and encodes 405 amino acids. NCBI's taxonomy places the organism in Eukaryota, Fungi, Ascomycota, Saccharomycetes, Saccharomycetales, Saccharomycetaceae.